Trichoderma reesei QM6a is the source of this 1449-nucleotide messenger RNA. RefSeq lists its product as uncharacterized. Lineage: Eukaryota; Fungi; Ascomycota; Sordariomycetes; Hypocreales; Hypocreaceae. The record is from RefSeq and is a predicted model, not a curated record. Gene Ontology annotation, molecular function: transcription cis-regulatory region binding; DNA-binding transcription factor activity, RNA polymerase II-specific; zinc ion binding. Gene Ontology annotation, cellular component: nucleus. The transcript is spliced from 6 exons. Gene Ontology annotation, biological process: positive regulation of transcription by RNA polymerase II. The coding region runs from base 1 to 1449 and encodes 482 amino acids.
AUGACCAGCUCGGACGAUUCCAUCGCUGUACCACGAGGGCAGAAGUCAUGCCUCAACUGUAAAAAUCGCAAGAUUGCCUGUGACAGACUCAUGCCAGCGUGCUCUUCUUGCAAGAGGAGGAAGAAGAUCUGCUCUGGAUACGACUACAAUCUGUCAUGGCCUCGUGACGGCGACGAGCGUCGGGCCAUGACUGCGCAGGUGCGCAGCCAGAAGUACCCGGCCAGUGCAUUUGCAUUCCUAAACACCUCCAAUGCGGAUAUGAUGCUUUACUACAACGGCGCGGCUUCGAAAUGCGAAUCCGACAAGAUAGCCGUGUGGAUGCCAUCAAUACGCCGCUCACCACAACUACCCCGAUUCGGGAGUGACAAGCAUCCGAUAUAUGACUCCGAAAUGUCGUCUGCUGUCCGACUCAUCACUUCUCGGGGUGAUUUGCGACAGGAUGUGUGUGGCCUUCUUCGCCGCAUGUCGCUCACAGAUAAUGGUGUGGCAUCUCUUGCAGUUCGGUAUGCCAUGAACGCCAUCUCAUAUCUCUACCUCAGAAGGUCAGAUGAAGCCAUGCUGCAUCAGAUGCGUGCUGUUUCUGCGCUGCAAGGCGCAAUUGAUCGGAUCCAGGAUCCCCGAUGCAGAGCUCAGGCCAUUGCCGCGAGCUUGUUGCUCAGCCUAUACGAGUCAAGCUACCAAGGCCUGCAAGUCAACGAGGGAGAACAUGCAACGCUCCUGGAUUGGGUAUUCUACCACAACGUUCUCUACAAAUUCAGCUUGCAGCAUUGGCAGAGACGCACCCCGGAAAUGGCAGCGAUUGCCCAGCGGGAUAUGCGCAUUUCAAGAAUCGUUUCAACCAGCCAUUUCGUCACGAUCCAUAGUACCCUCGGCUGCUCGCUCGAACUCUUGGAGUACCUGAGCAGAUCUAUCAACCUCGUCAAAGAUCGAGAUGAUCCAGACUACCUAUCAAAACGCCAUUCGCACGCCAUUUAUGACCUCGAAAGAAACAUCAGAGACAUUGACCAGCAGCUUUGCAGCGGCAUCGAUAGGGAAGACUACCACGUCGCAGGGAGCAGGAAGCGUUACCUCACAGUUUCCCGCAUGUACCAGCUUGCGGUCCUCAUCUAUCUGGAUCGCGUGGUUCGUGGUUCUUUUGCCGAAUCGCGCCUGUCACGUGCAAGUGCAGAGGAAGCAUUCGGCCUCCUGCGCGAUCUCGGCUCGUGUGAAAGACCGUUCAUCAUGGUCAUGCUGGCCCUACAGGCUGAGAAUGACAGCGACAGGUUGCUCAUUCUUUCCACGCUGAAAAACGCAAUUCACGAGAGGCCACUGAGCAACCUCACCUCCACAGAGCGCAUCAUACGGCGGAUAUGGGCACAGCACGACCUCCAUGGGAGUGCACAAGCUGAUGCCUUGAAGAUUCUAAACACCGUCAUCAGCACCAACGAAAUACCGCCCUCCUUCACCUGA